CCGGGCUUCCGGCGUUGCCUCCAACAGAGCAAAAUUUAAGUCCGCAGAUCGACCUUCUUAUCUUGACCAGCUGAUAUAUUCUUCCCCUCCCAUCCUCCCUAACCACGCAGCCCAAUCAACAGCAGCCUCAGCCCUGAGCAGAGGAGGAGAACAACAUGGCAUCGUCGGAGCCGCAGCCGAAGCCGGCCAAGCCGCACGUCCUGCUCAUCCCCUACCCGGCGCAGGGCCACGUGAACCCGUUCCUGAAGCUGGCCAAGGCCCUGCACGCGCGCGGCUUCCACGUCACCUUCGUCCACACCGAGUACAACCACGGCCGCCUCCUCCGCGCGCGGGGCGCCGCCGCCUUCGACGCCGGCGACGAGGGCUUCCGGUUCGAGACCAUCCCGGACGGCCUCCCGCUCUCCGACCUCGACGCCACGCAGGACAUCUGGGCGCUCUGCGAGGCCACGCGCCGGACGGGCCCGGCCGCCGUCCGGGGGCUCGUCGAGCGGCUGAACCGCGCAGGCGACGCCCCGCCGGUGAGCUGCGUCGUCGCCGACGGCGCCAUGGGGUACGUGGUGCACGUCGCCAAGGAGAUGGGCCUGCCGGCGUACCUCUUCUUCACGCCCAGCGGCUGCGGGUUCCUGGCGUACCUCAACUUCGAUCAGCUCGUCAAGAGAGGCUACGUGCCUCUCAAAGACGAGAGCUGCUUCACCAACGGGUACCUCGACACCCCGGUGGACUGGAUCGCCGGCAUGCUGCCCGGCGCCCGUCUCCGCGACCUCCCGACGUUCAUCCGCACGACGGACCCCGACGACACGAUGCUCACCAUCAACAUCAAGCAGUGCGAGCUGGACUCCCCGGCCGCCGACGGCAUCCUCCUCAACACAUUCGACGACCUGGAGCGGCGGGCGCUGGGCGCCAUCCGCGCCCGCCUCCCCAACACCUUCACCGUGGGCCCGCUCGGUCCGGAGGUCGCGCCGCCGUCGUACCUGCCCUCCCUCACCUCCAGCCUGUGGCGGGGCGACGACAGGUGCGUAGCGUGGCUGGACGGCCACGCCGAGGCGGCGGGCUCCGUGGUGUACGUCAACUUCGGGAGCAUCACGGUGGUGACGGGCGAGCAGAUGGACGAGUUCGCGUGGGGGCUCGCCGCCGCGGGGAGCCCGUUCCUGUGGGUGGUCCGGCCGGACAUGGUGCGCGACGGCGGCGGGUGGGCGCUGCCGGAGGGGUUCGCGGAGGCGGUGGCCGGGCGCGGGCUCACGGUGGGGUGGUGCGACCAGGAGGCGGUGCUGGAGCACCCGGCCACGGGCGGGUUCCUGAGCCACUGCGGCUGGAACUCCACGCUGGAGAGCCUCCGCGCCGGGGUGCCGCUCCUGUGCUGGCCGUUCUUCUCGGAGCAGGUGACCAACUGCCGGUACGCGUGCGAGGAGUGGGGGGUUGGGUUGGAGAUGCCGCGCGAGGCGGGCCGCGAAGAGGUGGAGGCGGCCGUGAGGGAGCUGAUGGGCGCCGAGGGGAGGGGCGCGGCGGCGAGGAGGAAGGCCGCGGAGUGGAAGGAGAAGGCCAGGGCGGCCGUCGCGCCGGGCGGGUCGUCGUGCGCCAACUUGGAGAGGUUCGUCCAAGAGAUGGCGCUCGCCAAAUGCUGAAUCCGGCCGUGUGCUGUAAUUCCGCACGCACGUACGUGCGUGCGUGUGCCGGAUGGAUUAUCGGUGGAUGAUUGAUGUGAAACAUAAAAAUAAAACUGACGUUUGCCAUUUAAUCACUUCGUCAAAGCUUGAUCACCAUCA
Molecule: messenger RNA, 1763 nt
Organism: Setaria italica (foxtail millet)
Lineage: Eukaryota; Viridiplantae; Streptophyta; Magnoliopsida; Poales; Poaceae
Product: UDP-glycosyltransferase 85A2
Exons: 2
Coding region: 156-1622 (488 amino acids)
Molecular function (GO): UDP-glycosyltransferase activity
Source: RefSeq, a predicted model, not a curated record